CACGGAACUGAUUGCGGAUUUCCUUGCCAGUCCAUGGCAGACCAAAAUGUCCACAUUGAUGUGGGCCCUCCAAGGGAACCUGUAGCAGGUGUAGGCUUCCCUGCUCCUCCCCCACCCAUCUACGCCUGCACUCUGACCCCUGAACUGGUGGCCAAGGCCCGGGAAGAACUCCAGGAGAAGCCAGAAUGGAGGCUUCGGGAUGUCCAGACAUUACGAGAUAUGAUACUCAAAGACCACCCUAAUCUGAGGACGCGGUUAGACGAUGCAUUUCUCCUGUGCUUCCUCAGGGCCAGAAAGUUUGAUUAUGACCGGGCCCUUCAACUGCUUCUGAAUUAUCAUGCCAGCCGGAAGGCAUGGCCUGAGUUUUUCCAGGACCUGAAGCCCUCCACAGUGAAGCAUGUGCUGGAACUGGGUUUUCUCACUGUCCUGCCCAGACCAGACCCACAUGGACGCUACAUACUGUGUUUACGGCCAGGUAAAUGGAAGCCUAAUGAUUUUCCAUUUGUGGACAACAUUCGGGCUGUUUAUUUAACAUUAGAGAAGUUGAUUCAGCCUGAGGAAACCCAAGUGAAUGGAAUUGUUAUCCUGGUGGAUUAUGCAGGAGUUGGCCUCUCUCAAGCUUCUAAUCCAGGGCCUCUUCUGGCAAAGAAAGUUGUUGGUAUCCUUCAGGAUGGAUUCCCAAUCAGAAUAAAGGCAGUAAACAUUAUAAAUGAGCCACGAAUCUUCAAGGGUAUUUUUGCAAUAAUUAAGCCCUUUCUGAAAGAGAAAAUGGCAGAGAGGUAUGUCCUGCAUGGAUCAGAUUUGGCCUCUCUCCACCAAGUCAUCCCUCUAUCUGUGCUGCCUAAAGAGUAUGGAGGUAUGGCUGGUAGACUUGAUAUGCCUGCCUGGUCCAGAACACUGCUGGAGGCUGAGGAGGAGUUUGUGGUGGAGUUCUGUCAGCCUGAUCCUCUAGAGGGCGUAAUUCUGCCAGACUCAAUGCUCUUCGAAGGAGAGCAGGCUGGGGCACAUGGAGAGGAAUCCUUCAGACAUCUACGAUCUCAGCUUUACUAUUGUUACUGA
This is a messenger RNA of Xyrauchen texanus (razorback sucker), 1059 nucleotides long. Its product is annotated as alpha-tocopherol transfer protein-like. Gene Ontology annotation, molecular function: phosphatidylinositol bisphosphate binding. Bases 34 to 1059 code for a protein of 341 amino acids. The transcript is spliced from 5 exons. Gene Ontology annotation, cellular component: membrane. The record is from RefSeq and is a predicted model, not a curated record. NCBI's taxonomy places the organism in Eukaryota, Metazoa, Chordata, Actinopteri, Cypriniformes, Catostomidae.